UGAAUCUCCUUUGGUGUUUCAAAUACUCGACCUUUGGCACCCGUCAGUUGUUCCGCCACCAACUUUAUAGCACUUGAACAAAUAAAUUGCAUGAACCCGAUGUUACCAGUUACUUUUACCCGAGUCUUGAAAAACGAGGGGCAGAAUGGAGUGCACUGGCCAUCUUGCAGAAGAUCCCUGUCAUGGAGGGGCACCGAUUUCUAGUGCGAGUCACAACCUGACAAAGUGCCGUCUAGUCGAACACGCACGGGGUUUCAGUAUUGCGUACAGUUCUUGCCCGACCGAUUUUCGAAUUGACUCUCGAUUUGGGGUUACACACCCGUUGGUAUAUCUAAUCUGACCUCCCCUCGAGAUCAGCACGGCUUUAGGCCCAUUUCCAGCCUAUGCGAACGUAAACGAGUUCACCGACCUCAUUCUCCCAUACCCACCCAAUAUGGACGUCGCGAAGAAAGCAGUCGACUCUGUCGCCGAGGGAGUCAAGAAUGUCGCCAUCAAUGACAAGAAGGGUGGUAAAAAGGAGAAGAAGCCGAAGACGGGCGGCAACGAGUCAGCAGGUCCUCUCGAGAUGAAGCCCGCCCCCGACUUUCUCCAGCACCGACUCGACCUGUUUGAUCGUCUGAAGAAGGAACAAGAUGAAGAGCUUGCAAAGAAGCCCCGCGAGCCUAUCACUAUAACCAUGCCAGAUGGCAGUGUCAAGGCCGGCACUGCGUACGAGACCACCCCCGGAGACAUUGCCAAGGGCAUCAGCAACAGCUUAUACAAGCGCACUGUCGUGGCAAGACUGGAUAACGACAAGGAGCAACUCUGGGACUUGGACAGACCGCUAGAGAAAAGUUGCAAGCUGGAACUCUUAGACUUCGAGGAUGAGCAGGGCAAGUUCGUCUUCUGGCAUUCAAGUGCGCACAUUCUGGGAGAAGCUUCCGAGAGACGCUUCGGCUGCAGUCUGUGCAUAGGUCCUCCAGUCAGCGAUGGUUUUUACUACGAGAUGGCUCUGCCGGAAGGAGCUGCCGUCCAGGCCUCUGACUGGAAGCCUCUCGAGACUAUUGUGUCCUCCAUUGUCAAGGAGAAGCAAAAGUUUGAGCGACUUGUCCUAUCCAAAGAGCACCUGUUGGAAAUGUUCAACUACAACAAGUAUAAGCAGCACAUCAUCAAGGACAAGAUCGCAGACGGGACCUUCACCACUGUCUACCGCAAUGGCCCUCUCAUCGAUCUCUGCCGAGGACCUCAUGUGCCAGACACCGGCAGGAUCGAGGCAUUCGCCAUCAUGAAGAACUCCGCUUCGUACUUCCUGGGCGAUAACAAGAACGACUCCCUGCAACGAAUCUACGGUGUCUCAUUCCCUGACAAGAAGCAAAUGGCUGCGCAUAAGAAGUUCCUGGAAGAAGCAGCCAAGCGCGAUCAUCGCAAGAUUGGCAAGGACCAGGAACUUUUCUUCUUCAGCGACAUGUCGCCAGGGUCUGCCAUGUGGCUACCACACGGCACCAGAAUCUAUAACACCCUGCUGGAGUACAUCCGGGAGCAAUACUGGAAGCGUGGCUACCAGGAAGUGAUUACCCCCAACAUGUACAACUCUGAACUGUGGAAGGUUUCUGGUCACUGGAAUUUUUACAAGGACGACAUGUUCGUCAUUGACAUGGAAGAGGACCUCAAGUUCGGUCUGAAGCCCAUGAACUGCCCCGGCCACUGUCUCCUAUUCGGCCAUCGCGAGAGGUCUCACCGAGAAUUGCCGUGGCGGGUUGCCGAUUUUGGAGUUUUGCACAGAAAUGAGGCAUCUGGUGCUUUGUCCGGUCUCACCCGUGUGCGGAGAUUCCAGCAAGAUGAUGCACACAUUUUCUGUCGGGAAGAUCAGAUCAAGGGCGAAAUGGCUGAUCUCUUUGACUUCUUGCAUGAAAUGUAUGGAUUGCUAGGUAUGACGUUCAAGUUGAAGCUCUCCACCCGUCCCGAGAAGUUCAUGGGCGAGAUUGAGACGUGGGACCGAGCCGAGGGUAUGCUGAAGGAGUCCCUGGAUGCGUUCGCUGCGGCAGAAGGCGGUGUUCCGUGGACGUUGAACCCUGGAGAUGGUGCCUUUUACGGACCCAAGAUUGACAUCACCCUUGUCGACUGCCUGAGCCGCGAGUGGCAGUGCGCUACCAUUCAGCUAGACUUCCUGCAACCUCAGAACUUCGGUUUGGAGUACAUGACGGCCGACAACUCUGCGAAUGCCAAGGCCAAGGAGGAGGAGCCAGAGAAGGCCGAGAAAUCUGCUGCCGGACCGCCUAGAAUCAAGGUCAAGAAUCCUCAGGCCAUCAUCGACUCCGCUACAGCCGCUAAGGAGGGCGUUCCGAACCCUGCCACUUCCAAGGACCAAGCCAGCGGAGCCAAGGAGGCCCCUAAGCGUGCAAUUAAGCCGCUUAGCCAGGGUUGUGCUCGACCAGUCAUGAUCCACCGUGCCAUGGCAGGCAGCAUAGAGCGCUUCACGGGUAUCCUCUGCGAACAUUUUGCCGGCAAGUGGCCUUUCUGGCUGUCACCGCGGCAGAUCUUGAUCAUCCCGGUCGGUGUGGGCUUUUACCCAUAUGCCGAGGAGGUCCAGGGCGUCUUCAAGAAGGCGAAGAUGUUCGUCGACGUUGACCUUAGCGGCAACACCCUACAGAAGAAGGUCCGCACGGGUCAAUUGGCCCAAUACAACUUCAUCUUCGUCGUUGGAGACGAAGAAGUGAAGGGCAGACAGGUCAAUGUGCGUUGGCGAGACGACACCAACGCCCAGGACCGUGGCAAGCCAAUUACCCUGGAUGAGGCCGUUGAGAAGCUUACAAAGCUUAAGGAGGAUCGUGGCACAUACAACCCGUUCCCGUCGAUCGUAAAGCCGGCAAAGGAGGGUGAGGAAGCCAAAUAGAUGCUGGACAGUGCCGAACCGAGUAAUGACGAGAUUACGGUCGAUACCCACAGCCAACAUGCAUAGAGGAAAAGAGACAACCAUUUGACAUGACCAUGACGAAGCAACUCCAUAAUGGCUAAUCCUCUAUCCUGUUCUCUUUCUGCCUGAAGCAAAGGUUCUAGUGCGAUACUCUUAUGUACGUUGGUGACCACAAAAAGCAAUGUAACAAACACCGUCCCAGUGUCAGCAAACCACUCAGACAACUAUAAUACAAGCCUCGGCAUAAUAGGUACAGUGCUAUGACAUAGUCGAAACCAAUAGCGGCUCUUGUAGUACUUAGUUAGCGUUGAGACGUCGAUAGAUGUCUUUCAUAAUACCUACAGUGGGCAAUUAUAUACGUCCAGUUGCCCCAAACCAUCCGUAGCAAUGCUAUGAGGUACAAGAUGCAACUUAGACCGAAAAUUAUCCUAUG
This is a messenger RNA of Pseudomassariella vexata, 3326 nucleotides long. Its product is annotated as threonyl-tRNA synthetase. The record is from RefSeq and is a predicted model, not a curated record. Gene Ontology annotation, molecular function: threonine-tRNA ligase activity; ATP binding. Gene Ontology annotation, cellular component: cytoplasm. NCBI's taxonomy places the organism in Eukaryota, Fungi, Ascomycota, Sordariomycetes, Amphisphaeriales, Pseudomassariaceae. The transcript is spliced from 2 exons. Gene Ontology annotation, biological process: threonyl-tRNA aminoacylation. Bases 434 to 2872 code for a protein of 812 amino acids.